UUUCGUUCUUUUACAAAAAAAUCCGCGAUAUAUUGGUCUCCCUUCUCUGUUUCUCGCUCCUCUCUCUUCUCUCUCUCUCUCUCUCUCUGCGCUGAGGGUUCUGGCGAGCUUCACUGCUGCAAGAUCUCGCAGCGAUUCGCUUCCGGCCGUGGGAUCUGAUCUGUCCGACUGGACCGGCCGCUGAUCCGAUCAACCAUGGCGGCUGCGAACGCUCCGAUCACCAUGAAGGAGGCCUUAACGCUUCCAAGCUUAGGCAUCAAUCCACAGUUCAUCACCUUUACGCAUGUCACGAUGGAAUCAGAGAAGUACAUCUGUGUGCGCGAAACAGCGCCUCAAAAUAGCGUGGUCAUCAUUGACAUGAGUAUGCCUAUGCAACCUUUGAGGAGGCCUAUUACUGCAGACUCAGCACUGAUGAACCCAAAUUCUAGAAUUCUCGCUUUAAAAGCCCAACUUCCGGGAACCACCCAAGAUCACUUGCAAAUAUUCAACAUUGAGAUGAAAGCAAAAAUGAAGUCUCAUCAGAUGCCAGAGCAGGUUGUCUUUUGGAAGUGGAUUACUCCCAAAAUGUUGGGUCUUGUCACCCAAACCACGGUAUAUCAUUGGACAAUUGAAGGUGAUGCUGAGCCUGUAAAGAUGUUUGAGAGAACAGCUAAUCUUGUCAACAACCAGAUAAUAAAUUAUCGAUGCGACCCUUCAGAGAAAUGGUUGGUUUUGGUUGGGAUUGCUCCCGGUUCGCCUGAGCGGCCACAACUGGUGAAGGGGAAUAUGCAACUUUUCUCUGUGGAUCAGCAGCGUAGUCAAGCCCUCGAAGCGCAUGCUGCAUCAUUUGCAACUUAUAAAGUUCCUGGAAAUGAGAAUCCUUCAACUCUCAUCGCCUUUGCAACGAAGACUGUUAAUGCUGGUCAGAUUGCAUCCAAGUUACAUGUUAUCGAGCUGGGUGCCCAACCAGGGAAGCCGUCUUUUUCGAAGAAACAAGCGGAUCUUUUCUUUCCUCCUGAUUUUACUGAUGAUUUUCCAGUAGCAAUGCAGAUAUCCCACAAAUACAGUUUGAUAUACGUGAUCACCAAACUUGGACUGCUAUUCGUCUAUGAUUUGGAGACAGCUACUGCUGUGUACAGAAACAGAAUUAGUCCAGAUCCGGUAUUUCUAACUGCAGAAGCUUCAUCAGUUGGUGGUUUUUAUGCAGUAAACAGGCGUGGCCAGGUCUUAUUGGCUACUGUAAAUGAGGCAACGAUUGUGCCUUUUGUUAGUGGCCAACUGAACAACUUGGAGCUUGCAGUGAAUCUUGCAAAGAGAGGAAAUCUUCCUGGUGCAGAGCAGCUGGUUGUGCAACGUUUCCAAGAACUCUUUGCUCAAACUAAAUACAAAGAAGCUGCUGAGCUUGCUGCCGAGUCUCCGCAAGGAAUACUUCGCACCCCGGAGACAGUUGCUAAAUUUCAGAGUGUCCCAGUUCAAGGUGGGCAAACACCACCUCUCUUGCAGUACUUUGGGACCCUUCUAACCAGGGGAAAGCUUAAUGCAUUUGAGUCAUUGGAGCUGUCUCGCCUGGUUGUGAAUCAAAACAAGAAAAACCUUCUUGAGAACUGGUUGGCUGAGGAUAAGCUGGAAUGUAGUGAGGAACUCGGGGAUCUUGUGAAGACCGUUGAUAAUGACCUCGCAUUGAAAAUAUAUAUCAAAGCCAGAGCAACUCCAAAAGUAGUUGCAGCUUUUGCUGAGCGGCGAGAGUUUGACAAAAUUCUGAUAUACUCCAAGCAGGUUGGGUACACACCAGACUAUCUCUUCCUUUUGCAGACAAUUCUGCGAACAGAUCCUCAGGGAGCUGUCAAUUUUGCACUAAUGAUGUCUCAAAUGGAGGGAGGUUGUCCUGUGGAUUACAACACUAUAACAGAUCUCUUUCUUCAGAGGAAUUUGAUCCGAGAAGCGACUGCAUUCUUGUUAGAUGUACUAAAGCCAAAUUUGCCAGAACAUGGUUUUCUUCAGACAAAGGUUCUCGAAAUCAAUCUGGUCACUUUUCCAAAUGUAGCUGAUGCCAUCUUGGCUAAUGGCAUGUUCAGUCACUAUGAUCGUCCUCGAAUUGCCCAACUUUGUGAAAAAGCCGGUCUCUUUGUUCGGGCCCUGCAGCACUAUACUGAGCUGCCAGAUAUCAAGCGUGUCAUUGUGAACACACAUGCCAUUGAGCCACAGUCACUUGUUGAGUUUUUCGGUACACUAUCGCGAGAGUGGGCUUUGGAGUGCAUGAAGGACCUUUUGCUGGUCAAUCUGAGGGGCAAUCUUCAGAUUAUUGUACAGGUUGCGAAGGAAUAUUGUGAGCAGUUGGGUGUUGAUGCAUGCAUAAAGAUUUUUGAACAAUUUAAGUCAUAUGAGGGGCUGUAUUUUUUCCUAGGCUCGUACUUGAGCUCCAGUGAGGAUCCUGACAUUCACUUCAAGUACAUUGAGGCUGCUGCUAAAACUGGACAAAUUAAGGAGGUGGAACGUGUGACUAGAGAAUCAAAUUUCUAUGAUCCUGAAAAGACUAAGAAUUUCCUGAUGGAGGCCAAGCUUCCUGAUGCACGGCCGCUUAUUAAUGUUUGUGAUCGUUUUGGCUUUGUGCCUGAUCUCACACAUUAUCUUUACUCAAAUAACAUGCUUCGAUAUAUCGAGGGUUAUGUCCAGAAGGUCAACCCUGGAAAUGCUCCUUUGGUAGUGGGGCAGCUGAUAGACGAUGAAUGCCCAGAAGAUUUCAUAAAAGGCUUAAUUCUUUCUGUUCGAUCUUUGCUACCAGUGGAGCCUCUUGUUGACGAGUGUGAAAAGAGGAAUCGACUCCGUUUGCUCACUCAGUUUUUGGAGCAUCUCGUGAGUGAGGGAAGCCAAGAUGUACAUGUCCACAAUGCUCUUGGUAAAAUCAUCAUCGAAAGUAACAAUAAUCCGGAGCAUUUUCUCACAACCAACCCAUACUAUGAUUCACGUGUUGUGGGUAAAUAUUGUGAGAAACGCGAUCCUACUCUCGCGGUUGUGGCUUACAGGAGAGGCCAAUGUGAUGAUGAACUUAUCAAUGUGACGAACAAAAAUUCCCUGUUCAAAUUACAAGCCAGGUAUGUAGUUGAAAGGAUGGAUGGUGAUCUCUGGGAGAAAGUUCUGGACCCUGAGAACUCUUAUAGGAGACAGCUAAUUGAUCAGGUUGUCUCUACGGCUUUGCCUGAGAGCAAGAGCCCAGAACAAGUUUCUGCAGCUGUUAAAGCUUUCAUGACGGCUGAUCUUCCUCAUGAGCUAAUUGAACUUCUUGAGAAGAUUGUGCUUCAGAAUUCUGCUUUUAGUGGGAACUUCAACUUGCAGAACCUGCUUAUCUUGACAGCCAUCAAGGCAGAUCCAUCUAGAGUUAUGGAUUAUGUCAAUAGACUGGAUAACUUUGAUGGACCAGCGGUUGGGGAAGUAGCUGUGGAAGCCCAACUUUACGAGGAAGCUUUUGCAAUUUUCAAGAAGUUCAAUUUGAAUGUCCAGGCUGUAAAUGUCUUACUGGAUAAUAUUCAAAGCAUUGAACGAGCUGUUGAGUUUGCAUUUAGGGUUGAAGAAGAGGCUGUUUGGAGUCAGGUAGCCAAGGCCCAACUAAGGGAGGGUCUUGUCAGUGAUGCUAUUGAGUCAUUUAUCCGUGCAGAUGAUGCCACUCAGUUUUUGGAUGUUAUUCGUGCUGCUGAGGUUGCUAAUGUCUAUCAUGACUUAGUGAAGUACCUUCUGAUGGUGAGGCAAAAGACGAAAGAACCCAAGGUGGAUGGCGAGCUGAUAUUUGCAUAUGCCAAGAUUGAUAGAUUGGGUGAUAUUGAGGAAUUCAUCCUCAUGCCAAAUGUCGCCAAUCUUCAAAAUGUUGGUGAUCGCUUGUAUGAUGAAGCCUUAUACGAAGCUGCCAAAAUCAUUUUUGCCUUUAUUUCUAACUGGGCCAAGUUGGCCAGCACACUUGUGAAGCUGAGACAAUUCCAGGGAGCUGUUGAUGCAGCUAGAAAAGCCAAUAGUGCAAAGACAUGGAAGGAAGUUUGCUUUGCCUGUGUUGAUGCCGAGGAGUUUCGCUUGGCACAAAUGUGUGGUCUCAACAUCAUUGUACAGGUGGAUGAUUUGGAAGAAGUUAGUGAAUAUUACCAGAAUAGAGGAUACUUCAACGAGCUUAUCUCUCUCAUGGAGAGUGGUCUGGGUUUGGAACGUGCACAUAUGGGCAUUUUUACCGAGUUAGGUGUCCUUUAUGCAAGAUACCGUCCGGAGAAGCUUAUGGAGCACAUUAAGCUGUUCGCCACUCGGCUCAAUAUUCCCAAGCUUAUACGAGCUUGUGAUGAGCAGCAGCACUGGCAAGAACUCACCUACUUAUACAUCCAAUAUGACGAGUUCGACAAUGCAGGAACAACCAUAAUGAACCAUUCUCCUGAAGCAUGGGAUCACAUGCAGUUUAAAGAUGUCAUCGUCAAAGUUGCCAAUGUUGAACUGUACUACAAGGCUGUGCACUUCUAUUUGCAAGAACAUCCUGAUUUAAUCAAUGAUGUUCUCAAUGUGCUUGCACUUCGUGUGGAUCAUACACGUGUUGUUGACAUUAUGCGAAAGGCUGGUCACCUGCGACUUGUCAAGCCUUACAUGGUUGCAGUACAAAGCAACAAUGUUUCUGCUGUGAAUGAAGCUCUGAACGAGAUCUACGUAGAAGAGGAAGACUAUGACAGAUUGCGUGAAUCUAUUGAUUUGCAUGAUAACUUUGAUCAGAUAGGCCUCGCGCAGAAGAUUGAGAAACAUGAGCUUCUUGAGAUGAGACGGGUUGCUGCUUAUAUCUACAAGAAGGCUGGUAGAUGGAAGCAAUCAAUCGCAUUGUCCAAAAAAGAUAACCUUUACAAAGAUGCCAUGGAAACAGCAUCUCAGUCUGGUGACCGUGAACUAGCAGAAGAGUUGCUUGUUUAUUUCAUUGAACAGGGAAAGAAGGAAUGCUUUGCUUCGUGCCUCUUUGUCUGUUACGAUUUAAUCCGGGCAGACAUUGUGCUUGAACUUGCCUGGAUGAACAAUAUGAUUGAUUUUGCUUUCCCAUAUCUGCUUCAGUUCAUCCGCGAGUACACUAGCAAAGUUGAUGAGCUUGUGAAGGACAGGAUUGAAGCUCUCAGUGAAGUAAAGGCUAAAGAGAAGGAAGAGAAGGAUGUCAUUGCACAGCAGAACAUGUAUGCUCAGUUGCUGCCUCUAGCUUUGCCUGCACCCCCGAUGCCCGGUAUGGGAGGACCGGGGAUGGGAGCAGGGUUUGCUCCCCCACCACCAAUGGGUGGGAUGGGGAUGCCUCCUAUGCCACCCUUUGGCAUGCCGCCUAUGGGAAGCUACUAAAAUUCAUGGAAGAUGGACCUUGCUAUUCAUUUCUUUGAUAGCUGUAGCUUCACAAGACUUUGUGGGCUCAAAGUUUUCGUUAUUGCUCUGGAGGGGACAGAGUUGGGGUGCUGCGCAAUAACUGUCUCAAGUUUUUGUAUCUUUCAUAGGCUUGUGGGUAAUUGUUGUAACACAAUUGUUUUCGGUUAGGAAGCGGCAUUCUUUUGCUGUUGUAGAGCGUCAGGGGAAGAGGAUCUGCUUGUAUUCUAAGUGAUCUUAUCGGUGUCUAUUGAGGGAAACAAUAGUAAACUACAAGAAGAUAUAUAGACCGAAUCCCAGUGUGAGGAGAUGUGUUAGCAUGUUUGUUUCCUACUU
Rhodamnia argentea is the source of this 5667-nucleotide messenger RNA. RefSeq names its product clathrin heavy chain 1. Gene Ontology annotation, biological process: intracellular protein transport; receptor-mediated endocytosis. Gene Ontology annotation, molecular function: structural molecule activity; clathrin light chain binding. The transcript is spliced from 30 exons. Lineage: Eukaryota; Viridiplantae; Streptophyta; Magnoliopsida; Myrtales; Myrtaceae. Bases 196 to 5313 code for a protein of 1705 amino acids. The record is from RefSeq and is a predicted model, not a curated record. Gene Ontology annotation, cellular component: clathrin coat of coated pit; plasma membrane; clathrin coat of trans-Golgi network vesicle.